Messenger RNA from Daphnia pulicaria, 693 nucleotides. Its product is annotated as secreted RxLR effector protein 161-like. NCBI's taxonomy places the organism in Eukaryota, Metazoa, Arthropoda, Branchiopoda, Diplostraca, Daphniidae. The record is from RefSeq and is a predicted model, not a curated record. The transcript has a single exon. Bases 1 to 693 code for a protein of 230 amino acids.
AUGGAAAAAAUACCGUACCGAGAAGCAGUAGGAUCUCUAAUCUAUCUGGCCACCACCUCACGCCCAGACAUAUCAUUUGCCGUCGGUCAAGUCUCCAGAUAUUGUGCCAAGUAUACAAGAACACACUGGAAUGCGGUAAAAAGGAUCUUCGCCUAUCUAAAAGGUACAAAGAACCUAAAACUAUGCUACGGUGGAACUGAACUACCUCCCGCUGUCGUCUACUGUGACGCGGAUUAUGCUGGUGACCUCGACGAUCGACGAUCAACAUCUGGCUACAUCUUCUUUUACAAUGGCGGGCCGGUAUGCUGGGCGAGCAGGAAACAGUCCAUCACAGCCCAAUCUACUGGAGAGUCUGAAUAUUUAUCUGCGAACGAAACUACAAAAGAAAGUGCUUGGUUCUGCCAAGUUGUACUGGACAUCACCGGAAUAAAUAUAAUGCCCCUCAUGAUUAAGUGUGACAAUGACGCUGCCAUCGCUGCAGCUCAACGCCCUCAUGGACAAGGCCGCAUGAAGCAUAUUCCCAUCAAGAUGAAUCUAGUCCGCGAACACAUCAGGACCGGCAAGAUAAAAAUGGAAUACGUCGCGUCAGAAGAUCAACUGGCAGAUAUAUUUACCAAACCGCUGAAAUCACCAGCCUUCCAGGAGAUGAGGAAAAGGAUUGGACUAAGUCAAGCAUCAGAACAAAAUACAUAA